This is a messenger RNA of Westerdykella ornata, 1809 nucleotides long. RefSeq names its product YIF1-domain-containing protein. The transcript is spliced from 3 exons. Bases 486 to 1496 code for a protein of 336 amino acids. NCBI's taxonomy places the organism in Eukaryota, Fungi, Ascomycota, Dothideomycetes, Pleosporales, Sporormiaceae. The record is from RefSeq and is a predicted model, not a curated record. Gene Ontology annotation, cellular component: endoplasmic reticulum membrane; COPII-coated ER to Golgi transport vesicle; Golgi membrane. Gene Ontology annotation, biological process: endoplasmic reticulum to Golgi vesicle-mediated transport.
UUUGCAGUCGUCCACUUCAAGGUGUAUGUUUCUUUCCGGUAUGUAGGCUUCUGGCCCGCGUCUCCAGACUGUGGCUGUAUGCGCUCCUCAAUGAAGACAUCGCGGAUGAGGCUGUUGAUGAUAUUCGAGCUGACGGGCGCAUAUGAGCGCGACCACAGGACGACCCCUGAGGUCGUUAAUAUCUCGAAGGUAUCCAACAUGCUCGCGCGCCGCUGGAAUGCGGUUGAGGGGUUCGGUUGUGGUUCGAGUUGCGGCGUAUGACGACGUGGUGUUCUCGAAGUUGAGGUUGUGGUGGGCUUGUGCUCGGCGCCUCUCUGCCCACCUUCUUGACAGAUUUCACCGCAGGAAGCCCGAACUGAUUACACCACCCUUUUCACUAAAACGCCGACCAACACGUGCGAGACCUCAAAUCCUACGACUUUUUUGUGCCAAUUACUCGACAAGUCCAUUCUCUCUCCGGCCAGGCGUUCGUCACCCUACCCAAAAUGCAGCGUUCAGGGUAUCCCAACCCACCUCCCGCACACUCACCUCCGCUCCACCACCCCGUCCCACAGCACGUCUCUACAGUUCCGCAAUUACGGUCGCCUCCGCCUCCUCAACCUCCUUCACAGCCACAUGCAGGAUAUGGAUACGGACAGCAGCAUGCCGGGCCCUCUGCAGGCGGGGGAGCCUACAGCGCAUACCCAGCAUUUGGUGGCUUCAUGAACGAUCCCACAGCCCAGAUGGGCUUUCAAAUAGGCAAGAGUGCGGUGGAUGCAGGACAGCAGUAUAUGGAGCAGAAUUUUGGCCGCUACGUCAGCGUAUCCGCUCUAAAACACUACUUCAACGUCUCCAAUUCCUACGUCGUGAACAAGCUCUACAUCGUCCUCUUCCCCUGGUGGCACCGGCCGUGGUCGCGCCAGCAGCGCCUGUCCAACAACGGUCAGGAUGGAUACUACCUCCCACCGCGAGAAGACAUCAACUCGCCAGACAUGUACAUACCGACAAUGGCCCUAACAACCUACAUCCUCCUCUCGACCCUCCUCGCCGGCCUCCGCGGCUUCUUCCACCCGGAACUCCUCGGCUACACAGCCACCCUCGCCCUCUCGGUCCUCCUCCUCGAGCUCGUCGUCAUCAAGCUGGGCACCUUCCUCCUCGCCAUCUCCUCGUCGUCCCAGCUCCUCGACAUCGUCGCCUACUCGGGCUACAAGUUCGUCGGCGUCAUCGUCUCCCUCCUGCUCUCCGAGAUGCUGAGCUGGGUGUUUGGCCACGCGACCUUGAUCGGCUGGCUCGUGUUCCUGUAUUGCUACGCCGCGAAUGCGUUUUUCCUCCUCCGCAGCCUGAGGUACGUGCUCUUGCCGGAUCAGGCACAGGGGGGUGUCGGCGGCGUGGGCGGAGGGGCGACGGCGGCCGGGUAUACGAAUAGUCGGAGUCAGCGGAAUCGGCGGACGCAGUUCCUGUUCGUGUAUAGUUAUGUGGUGCAGUUUGGGUUCAUGGUGUGGUUGAGUAGGGUGUAGACUGAGGUUUGGGCGGUAAGGGAGGGGGGAAGAGGAGGAGGUUAGGUAUAGACAGGGGGAAGAGGAAAUUUGGCGCGGGAAAGGAAAACAAGGAGAGAAGAGGAGGGGAAUAGACAAACAAGUCUUGUUUUUGGUUGUGUGUGGUAGCUACCUAGGUAACUAUUGCUUCCCGGGUACAGCACCCUCAGCAAACGUGUAACAUACAUCCGCAUAUUCUAAACAUACAUAGCGUAGCGACGUCCCUUGAUGAUAGAUGCAAGGUACCAGACAGAGCCCGCUUACCUAUCUUCAAUUAUCCACACUUUGGCACUCC